This is a messenger RNA of Scedosporium apiospermum, 2391 nucleotides long. Its product is annotated as Fungal specific transcription factor domain-containing protein. Gene Ontology annotation, molecular function: zinc ion binding; DNA binding; DNA-binding transcription factor activity, RNA polymerase II-specific. Gene Ontology annotation, biological process: DNA-templated transcription; regulation of DNA-templated transcription. Bases 1 to 2391 code for a protein of 796 amino acids. The transcript has 4 exons. Lineage: Eukaryota; Fungi; Ascomycota; Sordariomycetes; Microascales; Microascaceae. The record is from RefSeq and is a predicted model, not a curated record.
AUGAAUCCGGGUCAUCUCGAUCCGUGUCUGCCGGUCGUGGGCACGGAAGUCCUCCGAGAUCUGACGGUCAUGGCGCUGGGGUCAAACUCACUUGGCAACAAACCAAUUCGCCGCCGCAUGCGCAUGAUAACGUCAUGUCUCGAGUGCCGACGUCGGAAACUAAAGUGUAACAAGAAGUCCCCCUGCGAGAACUGCGUCAAGUUCUCACGAGAGUGCGUUUUCCUCUCUUCGAAACUCGACGAGGCUAGCCAAAUGCGCUUGACAGAGAUCAAAGAAAAGGUCGGGUCGUUAGAGCGCGCCUUAGAAAGGGACAUCGCCAAACCAAGUUCAUCGUCGCGAGCCUCGGGCCAACAAGGCUUCAUCGUGGAUGAUAUCGACUAUGAACUCGCCGACGAGUUGGACCCUUGGCCGUCUUCCUAUGUUAGUGUGGAUACGGCGUACGGUGACGAUACCUCCGAAGGUAUCGAGGAUGUGCUCGACCUAGGUCCUCGGAUGCCCCCCGGGCACACCGUCGACCCGGCCGCAACAACGGCAAACCCGCAGAGCUGGACAACCACAUCGUCGCCUGACGGAUCGGUUCCCGACUUUAUGCAACCCGGACCAACUUAUAUCCAACCGUCCACCGGACUCAUAUUCGGCCAUUCUCCACACAACCCGUCCCCCCAGCUGGAUCUGUUGCUCCCACCAAGAGCCACCUGUGACCAGUUGAUGGACCAAUAUUUCCGAGCCGUUCACCCGGUCGCGAGAUGCGUUCACAAGCCAUCCUUUCGCGAAGAUUACCUGUCCUUCUGGGACGAGGUGUGCUCCAACGUUGAGCCGAGGGCGUCUACCCAGGCACUUAUGUUUGCUGUCAUGUUCAGCGCUGCCGCUAGUUUGGACGAGGAGGAUGCUAUUCAACGAUUCGGCCUAGACCGCCAGGUGCUAGUAAACAACCUCAAACUUGCGGCUGAGACGGCGCUGUGCAAAGCUUCAUUUCUCCGAACAACCAGAACAGAAACAGUUCAGGCCCUAAUUAUCUAUCUGAUUCCGCUUUGCAGAGCGGAGAUCUCGAGAGCCCAUUCUGUCUUGGUUGGCGCUUCGAUCAGGCUAGCUGAAUGCAUUGGGCUGCACCGGGACGGUGAAAGCUUCGGCCUUAAUCCUGUAGACACCUACGUUCGACGGCUUCUGUGGCACCAGCUAUGCUUCCUCGAUAUCCGAACAGCAGAAGCCCACGGUCCUCGGCCGUUCAUCCGGCGAGAGGAGUAUGAUACAAAGCUGCCCGUGAACUGCGGCGAGGAGGCCAUCCAGGCUGCCGGUCCGCCGCCAACCGCCGAAGAGCGGUGGACGCCAAUGCUUCUGCCUCUCAUUCGUUUCGAGAUCAACGAAAUGAUGCGGGUCAUUUGGCAGGACCGGCGUAAACUCGAAAACAAAAAGAUGCUUCUAACGGAAUUGCUAUCGAAAACUGAAAAUUUUCGGAGACGAAUGCUGGUAAAGUAUGAAGGCAUGCUGAGUGACGAUGAUCCGAUUCAACGAUAUACCAAGUUGGUUAUGCAUAUGCUGCUUUAUCGGUUGUAUGCGAUGGUCUUGAACGGGUACUAUCGCAGCGCGGAGUCACAGCUGCCACAGCAACUCAAUAAUGUCCUGAUUAUGGCAGGCAUCAUGAUUAUUGAAAUAGCCAUCCAGCUCGAGAACGACAGAGUAUUUGGGGAGUGGGUGUGGUAUUUUGGGGCAUACGCGCAAUAUCAAAUUGCUCUCUUGCUCGCCACCGAGGCAUUCCACCAGCCUCAUCGCCGGGAGUCUGGAAGGAUAUGGGCAUGUCUCGACUACGUCUUCAAUCUUGACCGCAACAUGCCCCGAGAAGUGAAAGCGCUACACAUAUUAAGCGAAGUUCAGUCGAAGACCGCCGUCUACCAGAGUAUCCGGAAUCUCAGGGUGUAUCCGAGAGCUCGGUCAGCUUCGGCGCCAGAUAUUGAGCAAAGUCACGACCGAGAUAGUGCGAGUCCUGAGAUGCGCUCUGCACCUAGUCUUGAACAAACGCAGCAACAACAGCGACGAAUUCGGCAGCCGUCACAGCAACACCUGCACCCCUACUACCAAUCCUCUGCCUCAACCUCGCCACGGCAGGAAGCUGCGCUUUUGGCAGGAUCUUAUAGUGUCGGUCAACCCUCAAGUCGCACCUCUAGCGACGCCGGUGGCGAAGGCGGCACGGCGCGCCUAGCCCCUGGCACUGGCGGAGCGCUUCCAGUAUAUGGAAGCAGUGCAGAAAUUCGACCCAAUGUAGUUAACCAAUUGGAAGGUAUCGACUGGGAAGCUAUCAGUUCGAUUUUCCCAGCGGAUCCCACCACCGGAGAGAUCAACCUCGCAGGAUAUCAUGACCCUUCGAUAUCAAUCAAUUGGCAGGAGUGGAGAUAG